AGGAAAAAAAAGAAAAAAAAUGGCGUUUUUGAAAAUUCCAGUUUUCAUUGCAUGCAUGCUUGUGUUUUCGAUGGCUCUGUGUUGUAAUGCUCAGAACUCACCACAAGACUACCUGGACGCCCACAACGCCGCUCGCGCCGCCGUGGGCGUCGAGCCCAUGACGUGGGACACGGAUGCGGAAGCGUAUGCUCAGAACUACGCCAACAUUCGGGCCGCCGACUGCAGCCUCACCCACUCCGGAAGCUUCACGUACGGCUUCGGCGAAAACUUAGCCGCGGGCGGCGGCCCCUUGACGGGGAAGUCGGCGGUGGACAUGUGGGUUGCCGAGCAGCAGUACUAUGACUACGCGACCAAUUCUUGCAACGCGCCGGCGGGGGAGUCGUGCGGGCACUACACGCAGGUGGUUUGGAGGAAGUCGGUGAAGCUGGGAUGCGCUAGGGUUGAGUGCACCAACGGUGCCGGACACUUUGUUACCUGCAACUAUUCUCCUCCGGGCAAUUAUAUUGGCCAGAUCCCAUACUGAUCCAACUUAUCUGUAACCCUAUGUAUGUGAAAUUAAAUCUGAGAAUUUAUUGAAAUAAGUAGUCAUACAUGCAUGCAUGCAUGCUAUAUUAAUAAAUCAUGGUAUAGAUCAUAGGUUUGAUCUAACGCCCCUACAUACAUGUUUCUGCAGCUUAUGCAUGCAUCCAUGUUAAUUGUUAUGUACGGAGUAUAAAUAAAGAUUAUAAAUGUUGUGUGAUACUUAAAA
This is a messenger RNA of Ipomoea nil (Japanese morning glory), 748 nucleotides long. Its product is annotated as pathogenesis-related leaf protein 4-like. Gene Ontology annotation, cellular component: extracellular region. The transcript is spliced from 2 exons. The coding region runs from base 20 to 523 and encodes 167 amino acids. Lineage: Eukaryota; Viridiplantae; Streptophyta; Magnoliopsida; Solanales; Convolvulaceae. The record is from RefSeq and is a predicted model, not a curated record.